CUCUCCGCGCCGCGACACCCGCAGUCCUCCCGCCGCGCCAGUUCUGCGCGCUCCUCACUAGCCGCAUCAUGGUGAGUCAUGCUUCAGUGCGAAACAAUUCAUUUGGGACGACCUUUACCGCAAAUAUAAAACUCAGGUAAUGGACAACCGAAUGAAUGAACCUAACCAAAAUGAACAAAAUUCAAUAUUCAUAACAAAUUUGCAACAUGGAGAAACCGUUAAUUACUCGCUCGUUAUAAUCAAAGGAAUCAUAACAUACGGCGCCUGUAACAAUUAUGAAAAAAUUAGAUGUAAAAGUAACAGAAAUAAAACGGAAUCAUUCUGGGAGGUUUACAACCGUGAAUUCAAAGUGUUGAUUGAACUUGAAAAGGGUGAUAAUGUUAUCGAUCUGGAAUUCACAGGCCUUCACAAAACAAAUCUAUUGUUACGUUACGAGCCGCGAAAGACAAAUCUGAGAGUUACGCCAGUUUAUAUUAUCUGUCAAGGCCACGAUGGAUGUUUUCAAUGUCCACCUGAAAUCAAUAACUCCAUUGAGAGUGCCUGUACUCGCAUUGCUAUUGGCUCAAAGAUCAUACAAAGCGUUACCGCUGAAAAACUUCAUGAAAGUGGUGUCGGACGAAAAACAUUUCAACUUGAACACGAAGUAGAUACAAAAAGCCCCGAAUGUUUAGUUUUCAGGAGUGCACUGAACGUAAAUAAAGCUCGUAAAAUGAAACAAGAUGAAUUGUGGACACAUUUUGGCAGAGAGCUAAUGUUAUCGGAACUUGGAAGUAACGAACGAAAGUUUCUAGGGUUUAUUUCGUGUACAAGAUUUAAAGGAACAGAUAUUGAUAAACCUUUUACGCACGAUGAAAUUGUGUCAAAUACAGAGGCAUAUGCGGCACUUGGAGGAGGAGGUUUAGCAUUAUUUGGAACUGCUUGUUUGUAUACAUGGCCUGCAUCAGUGUCCGAUAUCGUGCCGAAAUUAUUAGACCCAAAUCCUGUAAAUAAUAAGAGGUUCAUGGAUGACAGUGGUUAUCGAGGAACUAUAGGAGGAUGCUUUGCGACAACUUUAGGAUCUGUUUUCCACGAAUUAGGCCACACGUUUGAUCUUGGUCACACAAAAGAUGGUAUAAUGGGGAGAGGUUUCGAUAACAUUGACAGAGUAUUUUUAGUCGGAGAGAAGCGAUCAGCUGCAACCAAAGAUAAUAAUAACUUUAACGGUAAACCAGUGCAGCAUUCAACUGUUUCACUACAGCGUAACAUAAAUGUGACGAUGAAUGUAGCUGAACCCUUAAGAGUUCUAGGCCCAAGAAGUAAAACGACACUUGGAAACUUUGUAUCCAUGUCUAAAUCGGAUAUUGUGCGCCGAAGCCCCAAUGUGACUCCGAUUACAAGACCAUCAAGUGUUUAUUCAACGAUAACAAAUCGAAUGGCCGAUUCAAAAAGAAAUGCAAAUCGUAAUAAUGGAAAUGAUUCCGUUUAUUGGACAAGAAAUUGCGCGGUCUUGUUAUCCUACCACCGAUGGUUUAACAAUGAGUUCGGGAGAGAAAGACAAGCUAUCACACGUUACCUUAAAUUUGAUAAGAAUAAAAUGAUGAUUUUAUCAACAGCUGGAUUAAGAAUUGUGGAAGUCAGAGAUGAGUCUAAUGGUAUGGUACUCGAUUCAUAUGAAUUUACCAAUGUCCUACCGGAAAAAAGAUUUUUGCUUCCUUUUACUUUCUCAGCAAAAAGCAAAGUAUUAACUAUAGUGGUUGAAGAUGAUUUAGGGAAUGUACUAAAACAAUCAUUUACGUAUUAAAUUUACGAAAUCAAAGUGAAUGUGGCGUUUAAGCGUUGUGACAAUAAUUCAGUGAAUGAAACAAUUUAAUUCUGCUUUGAGGCUUUUGUCCAAAUACGCAAAUGUCAACCAGAUAUAGUAGCUAUACAGUAUUAUUUAAGCAUUAUUGAUAAAAGAGUCAGCUAUAUUUUAAAAAGCCGAGAAUUUUUUCAAAGCUCGCCUGAUCUUUGCGUAUUCGUACUAAAAUAAUUAAAAUAUAGUUUAUGUAUGUACUACGUACCUACUUAUUCCGGAAGAAUAUUUUUGUGAAAAUUGUAUUAAUUUUAAUAUUAUGUAGAUAUCAAAUAGAGAAAAUUUAUCAUACAUAAUAUUAUAAAAGGACUGUCGAAAUAGAAUAUUAUAGCUUA
Messenger RNA from Pieris napi, 2166 nucleotides. Its product is annotated as putative zinc metalloproteinase C607.06c. The record is from RefSeq and is a predicted model, not a curated record. The transcript is spliced from 2 exons. Bases 140 to 1780 code for a protein of 546 amino acids. Lineage: Eukaryota; Metazoa; Arthropoda; Insecta; Lepidoptera; Pieridae.